Insectozyma verbasci is the source of this 1876-nucleotide messenger RNA. The record is from the annotation of a GenBank genome assembly. NCBI's taxonomy places the organism in Eukaryota, Fungi, Ascomycota, Pichiomycetes, Serinales, Debaryomycetaceae.
AUGAGUGAAGUCAAGGAACCUCUAGCUGUUGAAAUUACUAAAGAGGAAUCAAAUGUUCAUCAUAAGCAUUUUAAAUACGAUAGAGAAGAAAGAAAGAAAAGAUAUCAAGGUGGCGUUAAAUUAAAAGAUGCUUUAAUGAUCUUUUGUGCUGGUUUUGCAUUAGUUUCAGAUGGGUAUCAAAAUAAUGUCAUGUCUAUGUUAAACAAGGUGUUUGCUUUGAUGUACCCAAAAGAAUAUACUUCGGGUAUGUCAACACAAGUUUCAAAUGCUUCGUUAGUAGGUACAAUUUUUGGUCAAGUUGCAAUUGGUGUUUGUUGUGAUUACAUUGGUCGUAAGUUCUCCAUUGUUUUAGGUAGUUGUUUUUUAAUUUUUGGUUCAAUGAUGUGUGCUGCUUCUCAUGGUAAAACUGUUAAUGGUAUGUUUUGGAUGUUGACAAUUUUUAGAGGUGUUACUGGAUUUGGUAUUGGUGCUGAAUAUCCAAGUUCUUCAACCUCAGCUAGUGAAGCUGCUAAUCAUUCUGUUAGAAGAAGAGGUGGUGCUUUUGUUUUAGCAACCAAUUUACCUUUAUCUUUUGGUGGUCCAUUUGCUUUGAUCAUUUUCUUGAUCGUAAACAAGAUAACAAAGCUGUCAUUAGAUGCUUUAUUUAGAACAAUGUUUGCUAUAGGUAUGUAGAAUAUCGGGUCUUCUAAUUGGAUAGAUCGUGCUUGAUUUGAUGAAAGCAUUUGAGGUAAUUUUUAUAGUUUUUGGCUGCAAAAACAAAUUUUACUCAUUUGAUCAACAUCAAAAUUGGCUUAGAUUCAACUGACCCCAACUUAAUACUAACGUUCUAGGUUGUUUCUGGCCAUUAUCUGUCUUAUAUUUCAGAUUGAAAUUGGUCACUUCCGAGUUAUAUACUAAGUCUGCUAUAAAACAUAAAGUUCCUUAUUGGUUAGCUUUCAAAUUUUAUUGGAUGAGACUACUCGGUGUCUGUUUAGCAUGGUUUCUUUAUGACUUUGUGACCUUUCCUAAUGGUAUCUUUAGUGCCGGUAUGCAGAGACUUUUGGCUUUGAUUAAAAUUGUUUUAAAGUGCUCAAUGUCCAUUAAGUCAAUUUUUUUCAAAAUUUUCAGUUUUUAAGAUGUUACUGACAAUCUGUAGGUAUCAUAUCAAGUGUUACCAAGGCUAAAUCUACUCCCCAAGAUACGUUAGAGAAUGUGGCAGAAUGGAACCUUCUUCUUGGUGCCAUUGCCCUUCCUGGUGUCUUUGUUGGUGCUUAUUUAAUAGAUAUAAUAGGAAGAAAAUAUACUAUGAUGAUUGGUUUCUCUGGUUAUAUUGUUUUUGGAUUAAUUGUUGGUUGUGCUUAUGAACAACUCAGUAAAAUUACUGCUUUAUUCAUUGUCUUUUAUGGAUUAAUGCAAUCUUGUGGUAACCUAGGACCAGGAAAUGUAUUGGGAACUGCUUCAAGUGAAUCAUUUGCUACUCCUGUAAGAGGUACUGGUUAUGGUAUUGCUGCUGCUAUUGGUAAAGUUGGAGGUAUGUAUCUUUUAAAUCUAGUUAUUUUACGAUGAAAAUUUGGAGACUAACAUAGGUACAGCGGUCGUCGGAACAAAGGUGUUUACACCAAUACAAAACAAUCUCGGAAAGCGUUGGACUUUCAUUAUCGCCGCUAUUUGUGGACUUGCUGGUGUGAUUGUAACGUUUUUAUUUGUUCCUCAUUUAAGAGACGAUGAUCUUCUUGAGGAAGAUGUCAGAUUCAAGAAUUAUUUAAUCGAUAAUGGAUGGACUGGUAAAUUUGGUAUCAAAUCUUAUGAUGAAGAAGAAGAUUUAGAUUAUAGUGAAGAUUCAGGAUCGGAUAUCAAAGAAAAUUUCAAAAUUGAAGAAAAUGAAAAAGUUCAUUAG